Molecule: messenger RNA, 2400 nt
Organism: Mytilinidion resinicola
Lineage: Eukaryota; Fungi; Ascomycota; Dothideomycetes; Mytilinidiales; Mytilinidiaceae
Product: amine oxidase
Exons: 4
Coding region: 376-2121 (581 amino acids)
Molecular function (GO): oxidoreductase activity
Source: RefSeq, a predicted model, not a curated record
CUGCUUACGUUGAGUCUGGAAGUAGGUUUUGUUUCUGUUCAUCUCACAUCUUGUAGCUCUAUUCACUCCAUACUUCCCGAUCUACCCUAUCUUUGAGCCCUGUCUCCUUCGGCGACCGCCACAUUCGCGCCAUUUUGUCCUCAGACGCAACUAGUCAGGAUUCAAGGAGUCGUUAUUUCUCAGACUUCCUCUCUAUGUCAUCCCUCAGCUUGAGCUGUUCUAUACCUAAGUCGUUUGAUCGGAGAAAAUUCCGAAUAUAACCAAUCGGCGACUGACUCUCCUCCCAAAUAUACCUGUGUCCAAUAGAGGACUCACUCCUGCUAUUUCAUCAUUUUGUAGUUUCAUACCAUCUAUAUCCCUCACUAACGCGUGCAAAUGGAGCGCCGGACUCACAGUUCUAAUUCCAGAGCGAUAGCAUCAGAAAUGUCAAGGCUGCAGCAAGACCUCUUUGACAGCUCCCAUCACCACACCAUCGCAACAACGAACGGAGAUCAAGCAAACAUGAUACGUCGAAUAUUACCCAAAGGGAAGAAGCCAGAUAUUGGUAUCAUUGGUGCAGGCGUUGCUGGUCUGCGAUGUGCAGAUAUUCUUACCCAAUACGGAGCUAAAGUGACGAUUUUGGAGGGUCGGGAUCGAGUCGGCGGAAGGCUAUGCCAAAGCAAUAAACUGGGCCAUCUUGUCGAUCUUGGGCCAAAUUGGAUACACGGGACCGACGACAAUCCGAUGCUAGACUUGGCCAAAGAAACUGGAACAAUCACCAAUGAUUGGGAUGGCCGACAGGCUUACUUCGAUCACCUCGGCCACAAAGUGCCUGAGAAGGUAUCUGCGGAAGUCACCGAGUUGGUUUGGGGAGUGAUUGAAGAGGCGAUGCAGUAUAGCAAUGCUGAUGCUAAAAAAAUUCCCUCAAAAGACAGCUUGAUGGAUUUUUUCCACAAAAAGGUCAAGGACCUUUUCCAUGGAAAGAACGAAGACAACAAGAUCAGCGAAAAAGGAGAUAUGGUGCUGAAGAUGGCAGAAAUGUGGGGCGCUUUCAUCGGAAGCCCAAUCCAAAAGCAGAGUCUGAAAUUCCUCUGGCUUGAAGAAUGCAUUGAUGGGGAGAAUUUGUUCGUUUCCGAGACGUACCAUAAGGUGCUUUCUCGCAUUGCACAACCUGCGUUGGAUAAGGCUGAGAUUAAGUUCCGACACAAAGCGGCUCGGUUUGCUACAAAGGGGAUCGAUGGGGAACGUAAAGUUGAUGUCGAGAUGGUUGACGGAGGAACAAUAACAUUCGAUGAAGUCGUGGUGACAACACCGCUCGGAUGGCUGAAAACGAAUCGAGAUGCAUUCGUUCCAGGUCUCCCAACCCGGCUUGCAGCGGCUAUCGAUGCAAUAGGCUAUGGACAUCUGGAUAAGGUCUAUAUCAACUUUCCUUCCGCAUUCUGGGAUCAGCCUCCUCCGAAGACCGAAGAAGAUUAUGGGAUCUCCACAAACUCUCAUGCAUCGGUACCAAAUGUCACAGCAACUACUGCACCAUUACAUCAACCAUCAUCUGAAGCCAAAACUACCGCGAAGCACUAUCCAGGAUUCACACACUGGGCAGCACCGACUUACGCACACGAAACGAACCCUGACAAAUGGAAUCAAGAGUGUGUCAACCUUGCCGCACUUCCUGGAAAGACAGCGCACCCGACCCUACUCUAUUACACCUUUGGCCCGACAUCCCAGCAUAUCGCUACUAUACUGCGCACCAGCAGCUCUGAGUCGGCGGCUGAGGCGGCAAUCCUUAAAUUCCUUGAACCAUAUUACUCCCGCCUCCCGAACUACUCUGCCGAGUCGGCGGAAUGCACGCCGACUGCCAUGCUGGCCACUGGCUGGGCGAAUGACGAGCUUGCGGGUUAUGGCAGUUAUUGUAACUUCCAGGUGGGCUUGGAGCGUGGCGAUGAAGACAUUGAAGUGAUGCGCGAGGGAAUGCCGGAACGUGGAAUUUGGCUUGCCGGAGAGCAUACCGCUCCAUUCGUUGCGUUAGGAACCGUCACGGGUGCUUAUUGGGCAGGCGAAGGAGUUGCGAGAAGAAUUGCUAGCGCUUACGGUCUUGACAAGAUGGAAGGCGUUGGCAAAACGAGCAAUGGGUUUGCAAACUGAUGGCUAGAGGCACUACCGUAUGAGAUGGAGGGAGUUAGGCUAUGCAUCGAUGCGAACAUGACUAGGGUCUCCUCUUCUUCCUUUCGGCGUUCUUUUGCGUCGCAUUUCUAAAGCAUGUUGAUUCAUCGUCAGUCAGGUGGAUCGCCAUUUCGUCUUAUCGCAAUUCAUGGCGGUUUUGAGCAUUUUCUCUACUCCUUCAUAUGUGUAGACUCGCAACUUAAUCUCCACUCAAGACCUUCAUAUUGCUACCAUAGCCUCGGCUUGGACCGCUUUCCCCCU